GACUUGGAAAUGUCACGUCCAACAUGAGUACGUCGAUGAUCAAAGUUUCGUGUAUCUGGAUCUUUUCCUUGAGGUCUUUGGCAGCAAUGAAGUUCAGGUAAAAAGGUCCAAUUUUGUCGUAGACGACCUGCAUCUCGACAAUCGCGGGCUGAGUGACGGCUUUACCGUAACUGUCGCAUAGGCAGUAGCGGAUGUGAUACUGGGAUUCUUCGAGGAGCUUCUUCUGGAAGUUUAAAUUCAAAAAGAAGAUCUCUCCAUUGUCUUCGUCAUUGUGCACAGGCUUGACUUUCACAAUCUUCAGGUUGAAUGGAUUUCGCUGUUUUCCUCUUUGAAGGUACAGGGAACUGGACUCGAGAUACUGUUCGGAAUAGAGCUUCUUGAAAUUAGAAAUAGUCCACAGGUAGCGAAUUCCACAUCGAAUGUGCAUUUGUAGGCAGCUGCCAUCGCCUGCUUCUCUCAUCGUAAUUUGAAUACUAUCUGCGUUUUUAAAUAAGAGGCGGCGCUUAAUAAUAAGAGUGACUGGCUUUAGAGCAAACAACAAUAAAUCUUUACCUUGCUCGUAGUAAAGAAAGAAGUCGAUCAACGACGGAUUUGAUUGACAUUUAAAACAAACACCAAGUUCGUUUACACUAUGAUAUCACAAUACACACUUUGCACUCGCAACCAAUUGAAACGCAAUCAACCUUCGGACAUCCAAGAGAAGCAGUGGUAGCUAUUUACAACCAGCUUUACAGUGAAAUAUUUUAAUUGCCUCUUCGAUCGUUGGCUAUUUAAACUAUCUCGUGUACGUCGAACGGUAAACAUCAAGAGCCAGCCAGAGUAGGUAUAGGCAUAGAGGGACGACUGUGCGGCAGUCCUCCCCCUUCCACUGUUGCUCUCAUCGCCGCACGGCUAUGCUUGUUGCGCGAUCGCGCGUGCUUGCACAGUACCACGGAAAACAAUGGCUAAUGAACCGGAGAAAGUUUCGGCCAAUCGGAUGCGAUCUUUGGAUUUCAUUUCGAUUUCAGUUUAAUUGCGAUCGUCUGCUUUUCGUUUUUUCAACGCCGUUAUUCAUUGCUCGCGUAUUUUGUACGCGCAUUAGAAUACUUUUGUUCAAAUGAAAAUAUAGCAUUUAUUCGUUUACGGAUUAGACGGAACUGGACAUAGUUUAAAUAUGAAAGCUAAGAAGGUAUUACUUAGAGGAAUGAUAAUGCAAAUUGUAAUAGUAAUAAUAUUGUAUCAUAAAUAUAUUCAAAGUUUGGAUCAUCAAAAUUAUCCAAACCGAGUAUUCGAUCCACACGAUAGAUUGGAAAUAGAGAAAAGAGUUUUAGCCAAAAUGAAAAAAAGAUGGGAUGUGUACAAUCUUCAAAAUGUAAAAUUUGGAAGAGAUCGAGAUUUUCUAUGGCCCUACGGUAUAGUCCCUUACACAUUUGAGAAAAGCUACCCCUUAGAAUGGGCGAUGAUUUUUGAAAAAACUGUCAGAUACGUCAAAAGGACCACGUGCAUUCGUUAUCGUCGUCGCAGGCCUCAAGAUCAAGACUACAUCGAAGUGGCUCAUCUGAACACUACGGCCGCUUGUAACAGAGGCAUUACAGGCUACUUUCGAGGUCGAACUUUCUUAUACCUGCAAAGCCAUUGCAUUCAUGAUCGGGGUUUGACCUUGCACAUGAUGAUGAUAGUAUUAGGCUUCUAUGACCAGCAUAACCUACAUAACCGCGAUGACUACAUCAAUAUCCAUUGGGAUAAUGUGAUCCCUGAGGCCAAAGCUUACUUGUAUAAAUAUCGACCUGAAGACUCUACGGAUUUUGGACUGCCAUAUGAUUAUCACAGCGUUAUGCAGUUGUACGAUUGGGUUUAUGCUAACAAAGAAAAUGUAACUACGUUUUCUCCUAAGAUCAAAGGCGUCACUCUAGGACCACGCAAUAAGUUUAGCCCUGAUGAUAUAAUGAAAAUUAAUACGCUUUACGAGUGGGAGUGCGCGGCACGAGAAUACAAGGAGAGUCUUUCGAAAGAACCAUUGUAACCAAAGAUAAAAUAAAUUUCUGAUAAUCAU
This is a messenger RNA of Nasonia vitripennis (jewel wasp), 2032 nucleotides long. Its product is annotated as zinc metalloproteinase nas-7-like. Gene Ontology annotation, biological process: proteolysis. The coding region runs from base 1154 to 2002 and encodes 282 amino acids. Gene Ontology annotation, molecular function: metalloendopeptidase activity; zinc ion binding. The transcript has 4 exons. The record is from RefSeq and is a predicted model, not a curated record. Lineage: Eukaryota; Metazoa; Arthropoda; Insecta; Hymenoptera; Pteromalidae.